This is a messenger RNA of Cheilinus undulatus (humphead wrasse), 9493 nucleotides long. RefSeq names its product ribosomal protein S6 kinase, polypeptide 5 (gene rps6ka5). The transcript is spliced from 17 exons. Gene Ontology annotation, molecular function: protein serine/threonine kinase activity; magnesium ion binding; ATP binding. Gene Ontology annotation, biological process: regulation of DNA-templated transcription; protein phosphorylation; intracellular signal transduction. NCBI's taxonomy places the organism in Eukaryota, Metazoa, Chordata, Actinopteri, Labriformes, Labridae. The record is from RefSeq and is a predicted model, not a curated record. The coding region runs from base 213 to 2621 and encodes 802 amino acids.
UCAGCCUGGCUGGUUCUGUCAGAGACUGUAGUCUGGGUUUAGUCCGGGUCUAGUCCUGGUUAUAGACCGGUUAUAAUCAGGUUUAUAUUCAGAUUAACAUCUGUCAGACUCUCCUUCUCUCUAAAAUGAUUUAAUAACCCUCACUGCUGGUCUAACCUCUCCAUGAUAACGGACUAAACUAGCAUGAGCUUCUCUGAACAUCAGUGAGAACGAUGCCGUCCCCGAUGGAGGGAUCCUCCGGAGAAGGUGACCUCUUUACGGUGAAACACGAGCUGAGACACGCCAACCUGACUGGCCAUGUGGAGAGAGUGGGCAUAGAGAACUUUGAGUUAUUAAAGGUGCUUGGCACAGGAGCGUAUGGCAAAGUGUUCUUGGUGAGGAAAGUGAGUGGUCAUGAUACAGGGAAGCUGUAUGCCAUGAAGGUUUUGAAAAAGGCUACAAUUGUGCAAAAGGCAAAGACUGCUGAACACACACGGACAGAGCGGCAAGUGCUGGAGCACAUCCGCCAGUCUCCGUUCCUCGUCACACUUCACUACGCCUUCCAGACAGACACCAAGCUGCACCUUAUUCUCGAUUAUGUAAAUGGUGGAGAGCUCUUUACACAUUUGGUGCAAAGAGUGAGAUUUAAAGAGCGAGAGGUAGCCCUGUACAGUGGAGAGAUUGUGUUGGCAUUAGAGCAUCUACACCAGCUCGGGAUUGUCUAUCGGGACCUGAAACUAGAGAACAUUCUCCUGGAUUCAAAUGGUCACAUAGUUCUGACAGACUUCGGCCUCAGUAAAGAAUUUGAUCAGGUGGAGAGAGCAUUCUCUGUCUGUGGCACCAUUGAGUACAUGGCUCCAGAAAUAGUCGAAGGAGGAGAGUCUGGACACGACAAGGCGGUGGACUGGUGGAGCCUCGGUGUGCUGAUGUAUGAGCUCCUGACUGGCGGGUCUCCCUUCACUGUUGAUGGGGAUGAAAACUCGCACACAGACAUCGCCAAGAGGAUUUCAAAAAAGGACCCUCCUUUCCCCAAAGACAUGGGACCUUUGGCCAAAGACCUCAUCCAGAGACUGCUCAUCAAAGACCCAAAGAAGAGACUGGGAUCAGGUCCUAAUGGAGCAGAGAAUGUCAAAAAACACCCAUUUUACCAGAAAAUUAACUGGGACGACCUGGCAGCUAAAAAGGUUUCGGCUCCGUUCAAACCAGUGAUCCGGGACGAGCUGGACGUCAGUAACUUUGCAGACGAGUUCACAGAGAUGGACCCUACAUACUCUCCUGCAGCUCUGCCCCAGAACUGUGACCGUAUCUUCCAGGGAUACUCUUUCAUGGCCCCCUCCAUCCUGUUUAAGAGGAAUGUGGUGAUGGAUGAUCCCGUCCAGCUGUGUGGGGAUUCAGAGAGGCCGGGUUCUGCAGCCGUGGCCCGCAGCGCCAUGAUGAAGGACUCCCCCUUCUAUAUGAGCUAUGAGAUGGACCUGAGGGACAGCGCUCUGGGAGAGGGGAGCUUUUCCAUCUGUAGACACUGCACACAUAAGAAGAGCGGACAGAAAUACGCAGUGAAGAUAGUCAGUAAGAGGAUGGAGGCUCAGACUCAGCGGGAAAUAGCCGCUCUGAAGCUCUGCGAUGGCCACCCUAACAUCGUGAAGCUGCAUGAAAUUUACCACGACCAGCUCCACACGUACCUGGUCCUGGAGCUGCUCGGUGGAGGGGAGCUGCUGGAGAGGAUCCGCAGGAAGCAGCAUUUCAGUGAAACAGAGGCCAGCCGCAUCAUGAGAAAGCUGGUGUCUGCAGUCAGCCACAUGCACGAUGUUGGAGUAGUGCACAGAGACCUGAAACCGGAGAACCUGCUCUUCACAGACGAGAGUGAGAACUCCGAGAUAAAAAUCAUAGACUUUGGCUUUGCACGCCUCAAACCACCAGACAAUCAGCUCCUGAAGACUCCCUGCUUCACACUGCAGUACGCUGCGCCAGAGAUCCUCAAAUAUGAUGGCUACGAUGAGUCCUGUGACCUGUGGAGCCUCGGGGUCAUUCUGUACACCAUGCUGUCCGGUCAGGUGCCUUUUCAGUGCCAGGGGACGAGCCUGACUCACACCAGCGCUGAAGAGAUCAUGAAGAAAAUCAAACAUGGAGAUUUCUCUUUUGAAGGAGAGGCCUGGAGGAAUGUUUCCCAGCAGGCUAAGGACCUGAUCCAAGAACUGCUGACAGUCGACCCAAACAAAAGGAUUAAGAUGUGUGGCCUACGUUACAACGCCUGGCUGCAGGCCGACAGCCAGCUGUCCUCCAACCCUCUCAUGACCCCAGACAUCCUGGGCUCCUCCACGGCCUCCGUCCACACCUACGUCAAAGCUACCUUUAAUGCGUUUAACAAAUGUAAGCGGGAAGGCUUUCGCCUGCAGACGGUGGACAAGGCUCCACUAGCCAAGAGGAGGAAGAUGAAGAAGACGAGUACCAGCACAGAGACCCGCAGCAGCUCCAGUGAGAGCACUCAUUCUUCAUCGUCCUCCUCCCAGUCUCAGGGGAAGACUUCCCCAGGGGAGGACACCAACCCGCUCCCCUCCAACAGCACGCCUGUCAGCACCCCUGUUGGCCUGGACUCCGACCACCCAGCAGCCCACCCAGCCUUUGACUUCGCUUCAGGACAGUGAGGGUCAGAAACCACGGAUCCAGACGGCUUUCAUGGUUGGAGCAGCGUAGAGACGGCCAUCUUCUCUUCCUCUGUCCCUGGCUGCUCUCUGCCUUUGGCUCACUUGCAUGGACGUCCGCACGUCUCCAGAAACCAAGCAUGCAGCAGGAGCAGCAACCAUCACCUCAGUAUCAACCAAUCAUCACUAGCAAUAGCCUCUUCUUUCUUUCUCUGAGCUUCACUCACAGACCGUACCAAUCAGGGACUGGACCAAGAAGGAGACCACUGUCCACCAUGAAAAGGGCUGUCCUACCGGCCCAUGGACAGUCUCGUCAGCCAGUCUUAGCCCAUCUCUGUCUGCUCCGUUUACCUGUCUCUGUCCACGCCUCCGGAGGUUUAAAGGGAAAGUGGUCGUGUUUACACCGUGGAUGUUUCCUACUUUUGUGUCAAAAGGAGAGAAGACUUGUGCUUCUCUUUUCUGAGAAGUCUCUGCAGAUAUUUAUAUGUGAAUUUUACAGACUGAGAUUAUUUAUGAUAAGCUAUAUUAACUUAUUUAUGGUUCAGACUGAUCUAGACAUCAGAUAGUGAGUCUUUAAAAAAGGAGCUUUGUGUUCAUGUGAUUUUCCAUGUAGGUCAUUUCUACGUUAGCGUAGUUUACUGAGACAUAAAGAGAUUAGCACCAGUUGUGUUAAUGGUUGUUAUUCGUUUAUUUAUGAAGGAGCUGCAGCUUCGUCCUCUAGGUAGGAAGUUUCAUGUUCAUGAGGAGUAGAAAAAGAAAUGUUUUAUAGGAAAGUACCAAAUGUGGGUGCAGGAUGUUCAGCCAAAUUUGUGCUUUUAUUGUUGAAUGGGGAGCACUGCUGCCUGAUGGGACCUGACCCCCCUGACGAGAGCUAAAUUUAGACUCUAUUUUUCCUCCCAUGUGGGACGUUAUCACUGCUGCUGCUCCACAUUGUCUGAUCCUACAGUCAGUAUUUAGCCCAGCAGUGUAUUUUCCUGGUGUGGUGCAGCUUUAUAUCACUGAGACCUUUUGGAUUGAGCAGAAAGUUCCCAGUAGAAAAAUUCAGAUCAGCUUAGUGAGGGCUGGAGAAGGUGUUGUGAUCAAGAUGCCAAAGGGCAGCUGUAAGAGGCUUCCUCAUCAGAUCAUCACUUUUUUUAUAAAUAGGAAAGUUUAUGUGCCAAAAAUUCUACUAAUUUAGGAAAUAGACAAGAUUGAUGCUCUGAUUUAAAGGUGGUGACAUAGUAGAACCUUUUAAGGCAAUAUAGUGCAAAAAAACACCCCUCGAGUCUUAAAACUACUGCUAAUGUCUAAAAUAUCAGCUCCUCUGUUUACCCUGUGUUUCUGCAUGACUGAAAUUAGUGAUCUGUUUGACCUCCUUGCUCUGAGGCAGAUUUCCUCAGUACAAAUCCUCAGUGCAUGAUUUAAAGUCAAACUUCACCUUCCUCUUUUCCCUUUAUUGGCUCUUUAAAGCAGCAGAGUAGCAGCACUUUAUCAGGACAAUAAUCCAAGAUAUUGUGAUUAAAGACGUGAUAUUACAGGGUUAAAAAGGUAGACCUGAUGACUUCACUUAGUAUUAUAAAUAUAAUAUAAUAUUAAUAAUAAUAAUAAUAACUAUUAUUACUAUUAAUAUUAUUGAAUAAUAAUAAUUAUUAUUACUGAAGACUUGAUAUUACAGGAUUAAAAGUGGUAACUUUGCUGGAAUGAAGGUGUAAAAUUAUGAGAUUAGAGUUGCCACACAGACAUGGACAAAGUAGUGAAGAUGUCUCUAAUUAUUAUUAAUAUUAAAUAAUAAUUACAAUAACUUAAUUUAGUAAUAAUAAUAAUAAUAAAGACAUGAUAUCACAGGGUUUGAAAGGUAGUACUGAUGAUGUCACUCAUUAUUAGUAUUAAUCUUAUUAUAUAAUCGUAAUUAUCAUUUUUAAAGACAUAAUAUUACAGGAUUAGAGUGGUAAAUUUGCUUGAAUCAAGGUGUAAUUUUAUGAGAUUAGAGUCAACACAGACAUGGAUGCCCCUCCUUAUUAUUAUUUAUAAUAUAUAUGUUUUAUCAUCACUAGUAUUAGUAUCAGCAUUAUUGUUAUCAUUAUUUUAUUAUUAUUAAUAAUAAUAAUAAUAGUGUAAAAAACCCUAACCCAUUAAAAGUGGUUUCCAUGGAAAGACCCUGAAGUCUAACUAACUGAGGCAGAAUUAGGAGGUCAAAGUCAAACGUUUAGGAGAAUAAAAUUCCAAAUUUAGUCCAGGGUUUCAUAUUUUAUUUUGAAAAGGUUUACCUGAACCAGCUGACUGUGGCAUUGUUUUCAACUGAGUUCAAAUGCAACAGAUAAUUUUAGUUAAUCUGUAAAGAUGAAAUAAUCUCAGAAAACAACCAGUGAACAUCCAGAUUAAAGCACCAUUAAAAAAUAAUUUGCCUUUUAGUUUUAAGGCCUUUUUACAUUUGAGAAUGUAGUAGUGAAGUUAAUGCUUUAUAACCGAAUAAUCAGAACCUUAACUUUUAGAUUUUAUCUUAUUUUUCUUUUUAAUAUACACAUUUAUGAAUGACUUAAUCUCUUCAUUUUAAUAAAAAAAAUAUUAUGUCAUGAUGAUUUUAAUAGAAUUACUAAUCUGAGACUAAUCUCAGUUUAUUAUAAAAAUACUUUUUUUUUUUUUUUAGAUUUUAAUUUUUGGGCCUUUUCAUGCCUUUAUUAGAUAGUAGAAGGACAGUGGACAGACUCGGAAACAGGGAAGAGAGUGGGGAGAGACAUGUGGAAAAGGGCCACAGGCUGGAUUUGAACCCAGGCCGACAGCGUAAAUGGGUAGCGCCUUAAACCACUCAACCAUCUGUGCGCCCAUAGAAAUAUAAUUUUAACCAUUUUAGUUACCUCCUCUUACCAUUUAAAUUCUGUAAUAUCACGACUUUAAUCUCAUAAUAUCAGAACUAUUAAUAUUAUUACUACUAUAACUAUCUACCUGAUUCCUCCCUGACAUCAGACUUUCUUCUUUAGUGACUUAAAUCUUGUAAUUUCAUGAUGUCUUCUCUCAUUACUUAGAUGCUUUAACAUCAGAACUGUCGUCUCUAAAGUCUGACAAUCUCUUAAUAUCAGGACUGUCUUCUCUCAUAAUAUUAUCAUAAUAUUACAGCUUAAAUCUCUUAAUUUUCUGGCUUUUUUCACUCAUAACUACUAUCUUAUAUCAGGACUUUAGUCUCAUAAUAUCACGGCCUACUCUCCUCCUUCUUUUUGGCUUUUAUUCUCCUUCAACAUGAUCUUAAACCCUGAAACCUCCUCUUUAUUCUCUUAACUACUCUGUUUCAGGUUCUUACCUGAGUUCAUGUGUUUUUCUAACAGCCCAUUAAAAAAAUGACCUGAGGAACCUUGGGUAGUUUAACCGUUUGAGGUGUGAUAUAUUCAGACCCCGCCCCCCUCUAUGAUAGCUUGAAUAUUGUAACGCUCCAGUGUUAGCAGGAUAGCUAGACCAGUUAAUGCUCUGUGAAUAGUUUUUGCAGUCAGUGUGGGUCUGUUUCAUGUUAAUAGUUGAAAUCUUGUGUUUUUUCAGUAUGUACAGGGGUAUUUGUGUUCAGUCUGUGUCCGUCAGGAAAAAAAAACAACCUUGGUAGGACUUCACUGUGUGCAUUUGAAUACUCUCCCUCAUCUUCUUCCAUUUUAAUGCACUCUGAUCUGAACCAAAGCAUUAACUUCAAGGUAGCUGCUCUAAGCUGCAUGAGAUUUCUUCUUUCAUGCAAAUAUGCAAAGAAAUGCUUCACAUGUUUCUGUUGUAUCUCUGCUGAAAUAUGUUUGAUGUGAUCUUCUAAAUCCAUACCCUGCACAUUAUCAUGCUCUGAUCUAUGCAUCUCUCUUCUUACCAUUUCACUAAAUGGCUUCAAGGAUACUGCUAAAGAAAGCAGGAGAUGUUCAUAUACUGUGCUUUCUACUCCCAUAGCAUCAGCCACAAUAGAACGAGUAAAGGCGGAUCCACCGUCCGUAUGAAAAGCUGGAAUCCUUGGAGCUAAACACCACAAAGCUCUUGUCUAACUGAGUUUCGCAUGAGUUCCCCGCUGCUGCCUCAUUAAGCCUCUCUUCUUUUGUUUGGGUGUAUUAAUAGCUCAAGUGGAGGAAGAGGAAAAGUGUCCUAUAUGGAGCUUCCCUGUGGGAGCCAGGCUCUAUUAGCUGAUGUGCUGCAGUGCUGUUUGUUCCAAAGAAAAUACUCCACUCGCUGCCUCUGUGGGACCUGGCUCACUUUGCUUUGGAGGGAAGAAAACAUGCAGGGUUGGGUUAGUGGCGAGGUCUCUGGAGGCCGAGUCUCAAACUUAUUCCUCGUUGAUGGAGAGAGAGGACAGUUGUUUUUUGGACAUAUGGUCCACAUUUCUGCUGGUUCCCUCUGUUUGAAUGAAAGUUUCUUUCCCACCUUAAGUGCUUCCUCUUAUGUGUUUUUGGAUAUAAGGUAGAAAGCAGCUGAACAUCUGAACCUUUUUUGCAGCAUAAAUAAGCGCCCUGGUAUGAACUGUUAAUGAUGCCUGCCGUGUGUUGGUUAGCUUAAAGGUAGGACUUGAGAGAUGAGCUUGGGUACCAAAGCUCAAAGUCACAUCAGACUUAUAGAACUAUGAAAGCAUGGCCAUUUCUAUGUAUUUUAAAAAGACAUGGUGAUUCUAAUUGGAUGUGGUGAUGUUUAAGGCAGAUAUGGAUUUUAUAAUGGAAUCAUUAAGGAGCUGUCCUUGGUGCUGAAGCGGCCAAAUCAGUGCUGUUGCUGCAAAAACACAAGUGUCUUUCUACAAUGACCCCUAAUAAUAUUUUCCCUUCAUCCAAGUAAUCUUAGCCUGGAGUUUGCUCCUUUGGUCAACUAAUGGUGCCUGAAAACCACACUGUUUGGGUUAUCUGAAUCUGAAAGGGGGACAUCUACCAUCUCCUCUGAUAAUAAGUCCCAAAAGUGAAAAAUUGAAGCUGUGUAAAGCUUUUCAUAUCCAUGUAAAGUCUGAUUAAUUUCCUAGUUAUAUCUCCUUAGUCAGUGUCAGUGAAAGUUUGAUUUAUCUGGACAAUUUAGGAAGAAACAGAAGAAGCAGUUCACUUACUGGUACUAAUAUAUAACCUAUCAGAGCCGAUGGAUUGGCCUGACCCACGUCUGUCAUCAGGCUGACCUACUUUGAAAAGUUCAAGCUGAUUGGCUUGUUCCUGGUCGAAGAAUGAGCGGACCAAUCAGCAUCAUUAGAGGAGAAAAGGGCGGUAGCAAAGGGGCAGAGCAAAGAACCAGGCUGAAAGAUUUCCCUAGUGGAAUAGAUGUUUCUACUCUUUUUCUUCUGACCAGCUUCAGUAAGAGUUUGAUGUCUCUACUGACCCUAGCCAACCCUAACUAGCUCCACUGAUGGUGAACAGGGACAACAGCUGCCUGUCCAGCUUGUAAUUUGAAGUUCACUCCUCAGUGGCGGUGCAUCCCUACUAUGUCACAGAUUGUGUUGCUCUGAUUGGCCCCCAAUUGUCACCCUUUCCAAACACCAUGUAUGGGCUGUGUGAGAGGGGUCUUGCAUCAGGCCGCCACUCUCAGACCCCCCCCUUGCCCCCACCUGCAGACCACCACUAUAAGACACCAGCUCUGUCAGGAUGGAAGUGGUGUAUGCGUGUACGCUGUAUUUUCCAUUUUUAAAAUUGUUACGUGAACGGUGACUAGCCUUAGCUACGUUAACUGCAUUGGUGUGUUUUUUCUGUAACUGCACUGUUAAGCCUGCUUUAUUAAAUGUUCUAUAAUUAAGUUUGCAGGUCAGGUUUGUGUAACUACCCUACUCCUAAACCUAACCCUAACUGGAAGUAUAACCAGAUUUUAUUUUGAAAGGUUUUGUGGUUUUAUUUUCCUGGUCUGCAGCCAGACUGUGGACCAGAUCCCACUCUGUUAUAUCAUAGUAAUCUGGACUGUUGGGUGACUUAGCAUGUGAGGAACCAUGGCUUUAAAGGGUAAGGACACUUGUCAUUGGAUGCUUUUCUGCUGUUUAAAGACUUUUUUUUACCUAUUUAGCCUUUAUUUUGAUAAGCCAGGGAAGAGAGAAAGGAAAAAGAGCAUGGGGAUUGACAUACAGACUGUAAGCUCUUUAUACUGGGAACAUGCUCAGACUCUGAAGCUUAACCAGUGACCUAUUAAUCCAUGUUUAGGAACUGUUCUCCUUAAUUCCUUCCUUAGAGGUCAAACUAUGUGGAACUACAGGACAACACUGGGGUCUUUUUGCAGCAGUUAAUGUCACAUGAAAAGUUUUUCUUGUUCUGUUGUUGGGAGAAACUUUGAUGCUUUGUAGUCGUAGGGAUGUCUCUCAGUGCUGAUACCACCCUGCCUCUGUAGACAUCAUCGUUAUCCUCUCCAUAUUCAUCAGCGUCAUGCAUGUGCUUCUGCAGAUAUCCUGUCCCAUCUUCUUGUCAUAGCGCUCCUGCAGCGUGUUAAACAGUACUGUAGCAGUGAAUCCCUUUGAGAUUGGUCAACUUUAAACUGUUUUAAAAAAAACACAAUCAAGCUUUAAGGGCAGAACUUUGCACUUCUUUCUUAUUUCAAUCAUGCAACCUGUUUAUUUUUUGUAGAAGAAACAAUUUCCUUGUAGAUUUUGUGCAGGUUCAGAUGUUUGACCCGUCUGUGUGGCUGUCCCAACAUUUCUAAGAACAGAAACCUCAACACUGGCUCGUCUCACCCUGUGCAUAUGUACCUGCUUCUUUAGGCACUGUGAACAUCAGCAUUCAGGUCUUUAGGUACAGACUAACCUUCCUUUGCUUUAACUGCCAGCUGAAUUCAUGUCCAUGUAAAAACCUGCUCCCAGUCUUUGAACAGCUUCACUGUGUUUACUUUGUGACACCAGGAUCUGUGUUCAACUGUCAGAAGGACAAUAUAUGUACUACUUCCUGUUCAUUGAUUAAUCCUGAUCAAUAAAUUCAGAAAAAAAGUGUUCAUUUCUAAAA